Rhincodon typus (whale shark) is the source of this 879-nucleotide messenger RNA. RefSeq names its product transmembrane protein 200C-like. NCBI's taxonomy places the organism in Eukaryota, Metazoa, Chordata, Chondrichthyes, Orectolobiformes, Rhincodontidae. The record is from RefSeq and is a predicted model, not a curated record. The transcript has a single exon.
AUGAUAACAACAGGAGGUCUUCUGCAUAUUACAGCCAAGACCAACGAUUCCUUCCAGUCCUGUGAGCUGGCAAUUAAACACCAAAGGAAAAUGUACAAAAGAAAGAAGAAUGAUGUGGUAAUGGUGAAAGCCAAACUGAAGUUAUGCUCCAUUUCAGGAUUAGUUACUGCUUUUGGGAUCUUGGUAAUGAUGUGGGGAAUUGCAAUGGUACUAAUAGCUUACUGGCCCAUGGCCUACAAGAUUCCCGAAACAAUUGCAGUGUCUCGAAACAUCACCAGUAACAACACAACAGCUGACACUUCAUCUUUGGAGAUUAUUUCUGAAUUUGUAGCCAGCUAUCUACGUUCUGAUAAACUGAAGAUCUUAGGGCCGCUCGUUUUGGGAAUUGGCAUAUUUUUAUUUAUCUGUGCUAAUGCAGCCCUUCACGAGAACAGAGACAAAAAAACUAAAGUGAUCAAUGUGCAAGAUAUUUACACCACAGUAAUAGAUGUGCAUGACAAAAAGAAAACAGAAUAUGGUCCUUUGAAAGGAUUUGUGAAUUAUGUGCAGUGCAAAAGCGUUGACAAUCUCAAGUUUCCAACUCCUUACAAUGCAGCAAUAUUGGCGAAAAGGUCCUGUCAGGCUCCAACUGCAGAUGGCAUUAAAAAAGCUUGAUCCAAUGAAAAGCCCAAGAGAAAAAUAACAAUUGUUUGGCAGGAACUUGACCCAAAGAGCAACAAACCAUUAUCAUAGACUCUGUUCAGUGUCUAUAGAUACAGAAUCAGUGCCAGUGUAAGAAAGAAAAUGCCUGAAAUAAACGGCACUGCAUCCCAUACUACUACAUCCAUUGAUUCACUCACAGUCCCUAUAACUAAAACAAACACAUCUACUCAGACUUAG